Molecule: messenger RNA, 1584 nt
Organism: Lodderomyces beijingensis
Lineage: Eukaryota; Fungi; Ascomycota; Pichiomycetes; Serinales; Debaryomycetaceae
Source: the annotation of a GenBank genome assembly
AUGGCAGAGGUAGAACCUUAUCAAGACCCGAUACUAUCGCUCGUAUCGGACCCAAACUUAAACAGAGACGAGUCCAAAUGCACCCAGAUUAUAAAACUAAUACGGGGAAUCAGCGAACGCAAAGUCAAUAAGCUAUGUUCCACAAGUUUCCUCAUAUUGCAGACACUCGAUAAGAUUCAACUUAAAUUUAAAAGCUGGGAGUUUUUAUCGUUGGAUUACAACUCCGCGACCCAUUUCGCGAAUCGAGACGACAAGAUCAAGAUCUUCAAUACCGGUAUUGCCGAUAAGGUCAUUGUUGCAUGUACGGAGUUGAGCAUUAAGCUCGUCAAAAUCUCAUCCGAUAUUGAUUUGGUUAGCCAGCUGUCCAAGACGUUGAGCGUUGGCGACUUGAUGAGUGACGACGGCGCCAUGUUGACGAGCUUGAUCUUGCGGAUCAUCAAGAUGAAGAAUGAAGUUGUCGAGGAGUUGAGUAUAUUCUACCUGAAGGCUAAAUUGAUUCUUAUUGGGCGAGAUUUGGAGGUGUUGAGUGCGGACGAUGAUGAUGAUAAUGAUGAAGGAGGAGGAGGAGAUAGCAUGGUGGACUAUUACAAGAGCUUUAUUAUCGAGUUGUUGAGACAGUUGAACGAUGCGAUUCUAAAUAACGACUUUGAUGCCAAAUACGAAUGUCUUGCUGUUAUUAAUGACUUGGAGAAGAUGUUUGAAAAGUAUAAAUUGGAGCGGAUGAUUGAUAAGAGUAUUGAAGAGCAUGAUCUCGAGAGACUGAGGCAACAGCAACAACAACACAGCAUACGGCAUGAGCAUCAAGAGGAGUAUCGGGCCAGAUCGAACCGGGAUUCGGCUGCUACUACUAGCACUGAGCCAAGAUCAAUAUUCGAUGAUGUCGUCAAUGUCAACGGUGUGGACGACGACAAUGACGAUGCGUUGAAUGACUCUCCCAACAGCCCCGAAGACACCUUUUCUGAAUAUUCCAUGACCUCAACGGCAAAUCUACCCAUGGUCCACUCCAUUACCCACCAAAAACAGCACCAGAAAAAGGAAGACCUGGUUUACGAGUAUGGAUCUAGCAGUAUGUACAAGUCCACCAUCUCGGAGGAAUUGCCCUACUUGAUGACGGCGUUCAGCUCAGCUAAAAACUUCCAGGAGGACAUUAGUCACUACGAACAAGAAAAAACAAAAACAUAUUCACCUCCAAAGCAACCCGAGAAGCGGACCGUGAAGGAAAAAGUCGAGGAGAUUGAGCUGCAUCUGGUUAAAAUGCCCUUUUUCCCCAAGACUAGUCAUUUGCCUCAGAGUGCACUUUAUUCAGAUAGCCAUUUCAUCCAUCAGCCACGUAUGCCGAGUCCCGUGUUGGGCAAUUCUCUCUUGAGGACGUUUGGAAUCCGGCCUCAAGUGAUUAGUGUGCCUGAAGACGCGGUUAAACUGAAGAAAGAGGAGGAUAAUAAAAAGGAGAAGAAGAUGGAGAUGGAGAUGGAGAUGGAGAUGGAGAAGCUGGCGAAAUUAAAGCUCGGUGAUCUGAUUGAGUUUAAGGGUAGAAGAUUCUUGCUUUCGGAAGAGAAUGUUGCACACUUGAGCCAGCUUGAUUGA